GUACCAUAAAACAAUUCCUCAAAGACACAAAAGUCGUACAUCGGAGAGACUUGUUCAGGUUGUCCAUGGAGUCCUCCUCAUCAUCUUCUUAUUCAAAAUAUUCACUCUCUCCUUGGGAUUACCUCACGCUAUUCCUUCUCCGCCCGGUCCUCGCAAUCGUAUUUGUGCUCUCCCUGAUUUCUAUCGGUUGGUGGUUGGCGUGGAAGCUAGUUCUGGUUCACGUUCCUCUGGUGCAAGAGAUAUUCGGCUUGCGAAAGAAACCCUUCAAGCCGAAACCCCCGACACGUAGGCUAUCUAAGAUUUACAGUAGCAUGAAUGCCCAGAAUUCUUCUUCUCGAUGAAAAUAAAAACAGCUCUGGAUGGAAGGGGGAGCAAACUACUGAUUCUUUGCAUGUCCUGAUGAUGGGCAAGUGGACGAAACGAAACCAUUGACGCUCUAAUCCAAUGAACAUCAUAUAGACUUCAGAGCAUUGGAUUCGGUUGAUUGUAAUAUAUAGAUGUUGUAUACAAAAUUUGUAAUCUCUUGUAAGCAAACUGUGAUGGAAAACAAUCACAAUUAUUUACGAAAUUAAUUUAGUUAGUGGAAUCUUAUCGUCCAUGUCAAA
Molecule: messenger RNA, 605 nt
Organism: Juglans regia (Persian walnut)
Lineage: Eukaryota; Viridiplantae; Streptophyta; Magnoliopsida; Fagales; Juglandaceae
Exons: 3
Coding region: 66-341 (91 amino acids)
Source: RefSeq, a predicted model, not a curated record